Aspergillus sclerotioniger CBS 115572 is the source of this 1880-nucleotide messenger RNA. Its product is annotated as putative hydrolase, alpha/beta fold family. The transcript is spliced from 6 exons. Gene Ontology annotation, biological process: medium-chain fatty acid biosynthetic process; medium-chain fatty acid catabolic process. Gene Ontology annotation, molecular function: acetylesterase activity; monoacylglycerol lipase activity. NCBI's taxonomy places the organism in Eukaryota, Fungi, Ascomycota, Eurotiomycetes, Eurotiales, Aspergillaceae. The record is from RefSeq and is a predicted model, not a curated record. Bases 107 to 1570 code for a protein of 487 amino acids.
UUUCUCUCUUCGAGAAUGGGGCUCGGAGAGAUAUAGCAGGCUAGUUCUGGGAUCUCGAGACUUCUAGGUUGCUGUUUUAGUUGUUCAAACGAAAGAAAAGCCUCCAAUGUCAUCUGUCGAGACUCCCGCCAGUCUACUACUAAGUUCGUUGUCCAUACCGCUCCUUAUUGCGGGCCUGCUGGUGAUGGGCUUGUUCUCUUGGAUCCGCCCUAAUGGCCGGAUCGCAUACUAUCAUGCGAAAGAUAACAAUCUCCUGCUAGCCAAGAAAUCCGGGAAGUCAGGGUCCAAGGGGCAAGUGACGCUGGUGGAUCUCUGUCACACUGCGACCCCGGAAACAUGCCAGCUGAAUCCUUUCCUCUUCAACGGCCAUCUCCAGACCGCCUGGACAACUGUGGUCUUUGAUAAUGUUCCGGUAUACUACAAGCGUUGGAUGUUUGAAGCCGACAACCCGGUGUUCACUGGACAUUUUGCGAUAGAUUUUGUGGUAGAUCCAUACGAGCCGUCUAGCGACGCCCACGCGACAGAUAGCCAGAGGAAAUAUACCCAGCCAUCAGGGCUUCCCGAGCGGACCUCAUUCUUUUCGGAGGACGAAUAUGCUGCGCUUCCCUCGGAUGAUACGAAGCCUAUGCUCGUGGUCCUCCAUGGCCUGAGCGGUGGGUCACAUGAACUCUACCUGCGCCAUGUGAUUGCGCCCCUUAUCAAGGAUCAGACCUGGGAGGCUUGCGUCGUCAACUCCAGAGGAUGUUCAAGAACUAAGAUUACAACCGGGGUGCUUUACAAUGCCCGCGCUACGUGGGAUAUUCGUCAAGCUGUCAAGUGGCUGCGGAAGACAUUUCCUAAUCGCCCUCUCUUCGGAAUUGGCUUCUCGCUCGGCGCGAAUAUUAUGGCUAACUACUUGGGCGAGGAAGGUGAUGCCUGCGAGUUAACGGCAGCAGUCCUCUGUGCUAGCCCUUGGAACCUGGAGAUUGGCUCGAUGAACUUGCAAAGCACCUUCGCCGGUCGCCAGUAUAGUAAAGUGAUGGGUACGAGCAUGAGGGCAUUGUUCGAACAGCAUGUUGAACAGGUUUCCAAGAACCCCCGAAUAGAUGUUGAUGCAAUCAGGAAUAUCACUUACUUGCACGAAUUUGAUCGAGCUUUGCAAUGUGCCACAUGGGGCUACCCAACUGAGGGUAGCUAUUAUCGCGAUGCUACUUCCACCGAUGCUAUGCUCAACAUCAAGAUUCCCUUUUUCGUCAUCCAGGCUGAAGACGACCCGAUUGCCACUGCUAAAGCAUUGCCAUUCCAGGAGAUAACUAAAACCCCGUACGGUGUGAUGAUGACCACCUCCUGGGGUGGCCACCUUGGUUGGUUUGAAUUUGGUGGUGGUAGGUGGUUUGUAAAGCCGGUGCUGAAUUUUCUGAACCUUAUGACGAAGGAGGUUGACCUCACUAUCCCCUUCGAAGUCGAGGACCCCGAGAAUGUUCCCGGUCGAGUUGCCCACCAUUCAGGGCCAGACAAGGACCACGACACGACCCCGAAGCCGGAAUUCAACCCUACGCUACGCAGGCUUGUCAUGCAGCUCAAGCCGUAGAGUUGCGAUCGCACUACCGAUGUCCUCCUGAUAAGAGGACCGGCGCUUCAUCUGGAGAGAAGCUCAUCAUGAGUGUCAUGCACGCCAUUGUUUUCGAAGACAUAGACCAGUAUAAACGCCAGAGACCCAUCUAACUACAUAGACCCGGUAUAGACAGAAUUACUUUUGUACAUAAAAUCUCAAGCAAACGCAACGCUUUUCUUCUUUCCCUUCGGUUUGGACGACUCCUUGGACGGGGCAUCGCUUGUUUGGCUCGAGUCGCCCUUGUGCUUGCGUUUUUGACGGAUUGACUGUUUUACCUCGUCCUGUU